Hippocampus comes (tiger tail seahorse) is the source of this 3248-nucleotide messenger RNA. RefSeq names its product exostosin-1. The record is from RefSeq and is a predicted model, not a curated record. Gene Ontology annotation, molecular function: glycosyltransferase activity. The transcript has 16 exons. Lineage: Eukaryota; Metazoa; Chordata; Actinopteri; Syngnathiformes; Syngnathidae. The coding region runs from base 881 to 3238 and encodes 785 amino acids. Gene Ontology annotation, cellular component: membrane.
UUAUAAUGUUUUUAAAGGGGCUUGUUGUCAAUUGUAAAUUCCCAGCACACUUGAACACACCUGAUGAGGGUGCGGUUCCGACCAGGUGGUCGCCUUCCUUCUGGACAAGUUUCGGCAAGCAGUUUUGCCGUCAUAGUUUUCAAAGAACCACAAAACAUUCUCUCGCACAGACUCCAGGAAGAAGCUUGUAGCCUCUUUGUCGGCGCGGGGGGUAUUGCUGAUGCUGUAGUCAUGGCGAUGGAAGCGUCCAAGCGGGUGUCGUCGUGGUCGGUGCAAGAUGUGCUGGAGUGGAUUGAAAAGUGCUAUCCCAGCCUCGUAGGUGUGCUCCACAAGGCUGUGAUGAAACAUGCCAUAUCAGGUCGGGCGCUGCUGAGGUUGCGGGAGCACCACCUGCACCUCCUUGGCGUGGACUCGGAGGAUCAACAACAGGAGAUGUUGCAGGACCUCCUCCUCCUCAGAGUGCAGGAGGAGGUGGGAGAACUGGACGACAUAUGCUCAGAGUGUUUCCCGGUAUAGCAGAUGUUCAUUUUUAAUUCCGGCUCCAGCCCAUUCCAUCCAUUUUUCAUCCAGUCACUCCAUCCGUCGACUGACAAGGCGGGGGUGACGGACAUCUUAGCUGGCGAAGAAGAAUCGAUGACGAGUGGAAAAGGACAUUUCCUGUGCGAAACUGACUCCAAAUCCCACAACGCCAUGGUGUGGCUAGGGCGACAUCCAAGUGGGUCCACCUGACCUGAGACAACCUCCCCACUGGCCUCCCCUUUCCUCAUCAUCCCCCAGCCCGACUCCUCCGUCCACCUCAGCAGGCCCCUUCCUCCCACCGUUCCUCCUUCUCCCCGAUCCCACCCUCCACCUCCUCCUCUCACCUCCCCCCGCAGCACACAUGCAGGCCAAGAAGCGGUACCUGUUCGUGUCUGUGGGGGUCGCUCUUCUCUUCCUCGUCUACAUGUGGGCUCUGCAAAUUGCCGACUUUGAGCAACAACAACAGCAGCAGCAGCGGUGGUACCGCCGACACCAGUUGCCCCGGUACCCCGACUACGACCAGCACCAGCCUUACAGCCAGAGGCAAGAAGCAGACCAGGCUAGUUCUAAGCCACCACUGCCUCGCAGGGGGCCGUCCAAACAGCCCGGACACUGGACUGAAUUGACCCGGUUGCUGGGGCCCUACCUGGAGGGAGGAGAACAGGAGGAGGAUGGUCCUCAGGUGCACCACCAACACAGCUCGCCCAGGGAGCGGCGCUCUGUCCGCGACAACCUCUACAAGAACAAACGCUGCCGCAUGGAAACCUGCUUCGACUUCGCCCGCUGCCAGCCGCACUUCGGCAUCUACGUUUACCCGCCGCAGAGGGGUGACGAGAUCUCAGCUACGUACCGUAAGAUACUCUCCUCCAUCCAGGAGUCUCGUUUCCACACCGCAGACCCCCUGAAGGCCUGCCUGUUCAUCCUGGCUGUGGACACUCUGGACAGGGACCGUCUGUCGGCCCAGUUUGUUCAGAACGCCAGGACACGUAUCCACAAUUUGCCCACAUGGAAUGACGGCAGAAACCACCUCAUUUUUAACCUCUACUCCGGUACCUGGCCGGACUACACAGAGGAUCUGGGAUUUGAGGUGGGCCAGGCCAUGUUGGCCAAGGCCAGCGCCAAUGUGGCCAACUUCCGACCCAACUUUGAUAUUUCCAUCCCCUUGUUCUCCAAAGACCACCCUCUUAAAGUAGGGGGCAUGGGUGGCACCUGGGGCACGAAUGGCGCGGCGGCCCCGAUCUCCUCCUCGUCCUCUAGGCGCUACUUGCUGGUGUUCAAAGGGAAGCGUUACCUGACGGGGAUCGGCUCGGAGACCAGGAACGCUUUGUAUCAUAUCCACAACGGGGACGAUAUUGUCCUGCUGACCACCUGCAAGCACGGCAAGGACUGGGAGAAGCACAAGGACUCCCGCUGCGAUCACGACAACCGAGAAUACGCAAAGUUCGACUACCAGGAGCUGCUGCACAACUCCACCUUCUGCCUGGUGCCCCGGGGUCGACGCCUCGGCUCCUUCCGCUUCCUGGAGGCGCUGCAGGCUGCGUGCAUUCCCGUCAUUCUGAGCAACGGCUGGGAGCUCCCCUUCUCCGAGGUCAUCGACUGGAGGAAGGCGGCCGUGCUCGGCGACGAGAGGCUGCUGCUGCAGGUUCCGUCCAUGACUCGCUCGGUAGGCCGUGACAGGAUCCUGGUUCUGCGCCAGCAGAGUCAGUUCCUGUGGGACGCCUACUUCUCCUCGGUAGCCAAAAUUGUCCUCACCACUCUGGAGAUAAUCCGAGACCGUGUGGACUCUGUCGUCUCCCGAAACCGUCUGAUGUGGAACUCCCUGCCUGGUGGCCUCUAUGCACUCCCACAGUACUCCACCGACCCCGCACGCUUCCCCUUUUACUACGCCAUGCUAGGGAAGAGCCCCCCGCCGCAGUUCACCGGCGUGAUCCAUACGGUGAGUCCGCUGCAGUCGCACCCGUCUCCCGUGGUGAAGCUCAUCAUCGCUGUGGCCAAGUCCAAGUUCUGUGCGCAGAUUGUGGUUUUAUGGAACAGCGACAAGCCCUUACCUCCCAGGAACAAGUGGCCCUCCACCAGUGUGCCUCUCACCGUCAUCCAAGGACAGAGCAAGGCGAUGAGUAGUCGUUUUUACCCGCACGAUGUCAUCAUCACCGACGCCAUCCUCAGUCUGGAUGAAGACUCAGUUCUCUCCACUAAUGAGGUGGAUUUCGCCUUCAUCGUGUGGCAAACCUUUCCGGAGCGUAUUGUAGGUUAUCCCGCCCGGAGCCACUACUGGGACGGCUCGCGCUCCUGCUGGGCCUACACGUCCAAAUGGACCAACGACUACUCUAUGGUGCUCACCGGGGCCGCCUUCUACCACAGGUACUACCACUACCUGUUCAGCAGCUACGUGCCCAGCAGCCUGCUGAGCAUGGUGGACCGUAUGGCCAACUGCGAGGACAUCCUGAUGAACUUCCUGGUAUCGGCCGUCACCAAGCAAGCGCCCGUCAAGGUGACGCAGAAGAAGCAGUACAAGGAGACCAUGAUGAGCCAAGGCUCCAAGGCGUCCCGGUGGGCCGACCCGGACCACUUUGCCGAGCGUCAGACGUGCGUGAACGCCUUCAGUCGCUGGCUGGGCUUCAUGCCGUUGCUACACUCGCAGAUGAGACUGGACCCGCUGCUCUUCCGGGACCAGGUCUCCAUGCUGCGCAAGAAGUACCGCGACAUCGAGAGGCUGUGAAUGUGAUCGC